Messenger RNA from Chironomus riparius, 4477 nucleotides. Lineage: Eukaryota; Metazoa; Arthropoda; Insecta; Diptera; Chironomidae. The record is from the annotation of a GenBank genome assembly.
CCAGAAUGAAUUCUUUUGUUCUCAAAAUCAACGGUUUUUGGCGUUUACGAUCCUAAUAACAAUCGACACACAUUUCUUUCACUCCGUACCUUAAUAAAAAUUUCAGUUACUAUUUAUUUCCAUUCUCAUAAUUUCUUCCGUGGGAAAUUUUUAUUCUCUGAGCGAGGAAAUUCUGUGAGAGCUUUUCAUGCUCGCAGAAAAAAAAUUCCUUAUAAAUUGAGAUGAAAAUCUCGAUAUCCCUUCAGUCGUUCUGUGAGCAUCGUGCGGAUAACAAACCAAAAAUAAAGGACUCUGAGUUUUAAAAGAAAUAAGUUCAAGGCGGGCAAUAAAUUUUUUUUGGAGAUAAGCAAAUCUGUUCCGUUCAUAGACAUUUGAAACCAUAAAACAACUGGAUGAAAGAGAAGAAAAAAAAUUAAAAUUAAAAGAAACAAACUUGAAAUAGUGCUCAAAAGGAUAAACUAAAUUAGUGACGUAAAAAAAGUAAUAGAAACAAAUCAAAAAGUGUAGUAGGAGAAAUAAAAAGUUAACAAUAAGACGGAGACAAUUUAUUCAUUUUUAUGUUUUUAUGAAAACAUCUUAUAAAAGAAUAUUGUAACUACAUAUUAAGUUCAGUGAGAACUAAAAACAGCAGAUUAUGUGACGAAGUGGAUGAAAUAAAAGAAAGAGAAAAAAGUUUAGGCAAAGUGUGAUAAAAAAUUGAAUGCGAGAAGGAAAAACCGACGUAGGAACAGAAAAGUUUUUACAUUUGUUUUUCGUCUCACUUACGAACUUACUUUUUUGCCAUUUGUCUUCAUACAGAAGAACAGAAAGAAGACAAGAAAACAAAAGAGGAAGGAUCCAGGUAACAUAUUGCGUGAUACUUGUCCAAAGUGAAAAAAUAUAUAAUAUAAAGCAUACAAAAACCAACAAUUUAUGAAACACUAGCUACAACUUUCCCUUUCCUCUGCAUUCAUUGUGUGAAUUGUGUACGAUUAGAUAGAAUACAAGAAGAAUAUAAAAAAAAAAAUUAUUUUGUAACUCAAUGUGUUAGCAAAUUGCCAGCAAAUGUGUUUAAAUGUUAUGAGACCCGACAAUAUCAUCAAACUCAUCAACAUUAUCGUCAUCAUCAUAAAAUGCGUUCACUAACGUACUGAAAAAGGAUAUUAGAAAUUAAAUCAGAGUCAUUCUCAUAGAAAAAACCACGCACGCACGUAGAAAGAUAAGAGUUUUUUGUGUCGGAUAUAAAACAAAGUGGAAGAAGAACAGAACGAGGCAGAGAAAGAAGAAAAAAAAUUUUUGUCCUGACACUUUUUUCAAAUUAUGCUCACAGAUUGUGGCAACAAUGUCACAUGGCACAAUUUGAAUAAAGCUACAGUAAAAUUAAACAAUGGUUACAUUCACUUACCGCCGAGUGCUGAAUCAAUAAUAAUGGAUUAUGAAUCAUCAUCAGAUGCUGCCUUAUUGGAACAAGAACAACAGCAGCAGACACUCAAUCGUGAUACAUCAACAAUAUUACUACUGGAUGUAAAUCAACAGCAGCCGCAACCACAUUCCAACAUCAUAAAUAAUCCGACAGCAACGACAGCAUCGCCAGUAAAUGCAAAUCUCACAAGUCCGCAACAUGCCACUGCUACGUCGCUUCGAAAUUCCAUAUCGCCAAUAUCAACAUCACCCACAAAUACAACAAAUAAAUCACAAGUCGUCGUCAAUUUGGAUUAUCCCAAUUCCAUGCAAACUAUAACAACAUUACAGCGUAAUAAUGUAAAGAAUAGUAGCACAAAUAGUAAUCGUUCACAAACGAAUGCGAUCAGUACAAGUAGUAAUGUGCCGUCAUCAUCAAUUGGUAACAGUAUAAAAGCGGGUGAUAAUUGCAAAAUAUUUAAAGCUAAUAACAAUAGGACAUAUAAAUUUAAUUUAUUGAAAUUAUCAUCAUCGACUCGUAUCGAGCGUAGCACGAGAAUUCGGUUGCUCAUCGUUGCCAUCUGUUUGAUUAUUUUUGGAAUUGCAAUUGGCGCAUUUAUCGUACAUAUGAGUGGAAUUUAUCCCUGCAAUCCCGAUAGAAUAGAGAAACAGAAACCAAACAUUUGUUUAACUGAAGAAUGCGUCAGAACUGCCUCAUCGCUUUUAGCAGCUAUGGAUCAGUCACAUGAUCCUUGUACAGACUUUUUUAAUUAUGCAUGUGGAACAUGGAACAAAAAACAUGUGAUACCCGAGGAUCGUUCAAGUAUUAGUACUUUUGAAGUAUUAGCAGAUCAGCAACAGGUUAUAUUGAAAGGACUUCUUGAGGAAUCAAUUGACAAUAAAGAUAAUGAAGCUACGAUUAAGGCAAAAACCUUUUAUAAAAGCUGUAUGGAUCUACAUGAGAUUCGUAAGAUUGGGGAUCAACCACUUAGAGAUAUACUUAAGAAAUUAGGCGGUUGGCCAGUGAUUGAACCGAAUUGGAAACCACCGAACAUGAGUAUUGAGCUACUCAUGGGAAAAUUACGCGGUGAAUAUAGUGAACCAGUAUUAAUAGAGCUUUAUGUUGGAGCUGAUGAUAAAAAUUCUUCCAUCAAUAUUCUUCAACUGGAUCAGCUAGUUUUGGCAUUGCCAAGUCGAGAUUACUAUUUAAAAACAAGCAGUGAAGGUGACUUGAAAGCUUACCAUCGUUACAUGACACAAACUGCUAUACUACUGGGAGCAAAUGCAGAAAGUGCAGCGAAAGAAUUGGAACAUGUCGUAAUGUUUGAGAAGAAAUUAGCAAAUGCGUCACUCCCCGAAGUAGAUAGACAUGAUACAUCAGCAAUUUAUCGCAAAUUAACUAUGGCCGAAUUGCAACGAGAAAUCCCACAAUUAAAUUGGCGUGAUUAUUUGCAAGCAACACUCGGCGAUGUUGAUUUAAAUGCUAAUGAAGAGGUUGUGAGCUAUGCCAUGUCAUAUCUUAUUCAGAUGGGAAAAAUUUUAAAUACAACAGAUCGUCGAAUUAUUCAUAAUUACAUGAUGUGGAGACUGGUAAUGUCUAUUAUGACUCAUAUGAUCGAUGACUAUCAGAGGGAACGUGUCGAAUUUAGGAAAAUUUUAUUAGGCAUUCAAUCGGAAAGGCAUAGAUGGUCGCAAUGCGUAGAAUGGACUAACAAGAAACUUGGUAUGGCUGUGGGUGCGCUUUUCAUUCGCGAUAACUUUAAUCACGAAAGUAAAGAAGUCGCAUUAAAAAUGAUACAUACAAUAAGAGAAGCGUUUAAUGAGCUUCUCGCAGACAUUCAUUGGAUGGACGAUGAGACAAGAGCGGUGGCAAAGGAGAAAGCAGAUGCGAUGAAUGAGAGGAUAGGAUAUCCUGAAAUUCUGACAAAUCGGACGGAAUUAAAGAAAGAAUAUGUUAAUCUUACCAUUGAAGACAAUCAUUUUAUGAAUAAUAUCUUUUACAUUCUAAAAUGGGAUGCUCAGAGGAAUUUAAAUUUACUUCGAAAGCCUGUGGAUAAAGAGAAAUGGUCAACAGAGCCAGCUGUAGUUAAUGCUUUUUAUAAUCCCAAUAAAAAUGAUAUCGUUUUUCCUGCUGGAAUUCUACAGCCAUUGUUUUAUAGCCAGAAUUUUCCAAAGUCCCUCAACUAUGGUGGAAUUGGUGUCGUUAUUGGUCACGAAAUUACACAUGGAUUUGAUGAUAAGGGUCGACAAUUUGAUAAGGAUGGAAACAUGAUGCAAUGGUGGAAUAAUGCAACAAUUAAGAACUUUCGUGAACGUGCUCAGUGUAUCAUUGAUCAAUAUUCAAGGUAUCGCAUCGAUGAAGUUGGCUUGUACAUGAAUGGAAGAAUGACACAAGGAGAAAAUAUUGCCGAUAAUGGUGGCUUAAAGCAGAGUUUUCGAGCAUAUAAAAAAUGGGUUGCAAUGUAUGGCGAAGAGCCACGAUUGCCGGGUCUAAAUCUUACACACGAUCAACUUUUCUUUCUCAAUUACGCUCAAAUCUGGUGCGGCUCAAUGAGACCAGAGGAUGCAUUAACAAAAAUCCGCAGUUCUGUUCAUUCGCCUGGAAUAAUACGCGUUAUUGGACCACUCUCAAAUUCGAAGGAUUUUGCUGCUGCUUACAACUGCCCAGUUGGAAGUAAAAUGAAUCCCACAAACAAAUGUAGUGUUUGGUAAAUAAAAAUAGCACUAGAUUAAAUCAAAUGGAUGCGGACACAAAAAAAAAGAUUAAAAGGAAAAACUACAUUUAAUAUAAAUUUUAUAUGAUCACACACAGACACAAAUUUAUUUAGCUAAAAUAAUAUUUUCUAAAUGUACAAAACAAGAAGAAUAAAUUGAAGGAAAUUGUAAAUAAUUUAAUAUCAAAAAGAUAUAUAUGAAAAAAUUUCAUCCAUAUCAUUCAAAGAGAAUAUAAUUCACAAUUUAGAAUUUCUACUAAUGGAAUUUUUGCUGUAAUAAAAAAUUAUUAUUAUAUAUAUGAAAAAAUUUUAUUUACUUACAUAUUUUAAAGGAAGUAAAAAAAUGAGAGAUGGAAAUGAUGAAGUAAAAAACAAAAUAUUAU